AGAGGUUGUGAAGUGUUAUGUGUUAACUUGCUCAGGUUGUUCUUGUUUGUCUGUAUAGCAGUCUGUAGGUACUGGAGCAUUGAUAGAUUUUUGUCACCAGCGGUGAUUUAACAGUUGGCCGGUUCAGAUGAGCUGUAUCCCCACUUGGCGAACUGUAUCCACCAUCUGAGAAUAUACAGUUUACAGAUGCUUCUGCGACUGUUGGUGUUAAUUUGCGGAAUUACGGGCAUUGCCUGUCAGAAGGUCGAGCAGAGCUUGAAAACCGAGAGCAAUGAAAACCUGAAUCAUAUCACAUACGUUAGCAACUUCAUCAAGGAAUUCCAUAGAAAACUUGAGAAAGAUUUGUAUCCAACCCCGGAAUUUGAAGCAGCUACUGAAAGUGAUUUUCUUACACAUUUCACGCUAAAUGACAAUGGAACGCUACUAGGUGGUAAAAAUGGCACUGACAAAAAUGGUACUUCACUAGUUAAUUGCAAUACACAGAAAAAACUGGGCAGUAUGACUGUUGAGUUGGUGAAUUCUACACGUCUCACUUCACUGUUGUUACCAGAUCCAAAUGUAACAAAUAGGCACAUGGAAGGGCAAUGCGUUGUUCUUUUAUUCUAUUCAAAAACAUGUCCAUUCAGUUGUCUCGCAGCGCCUCAUUUUAAUGCCCUGCCUAGAGCUUUCCCAGCUAUAAAAAUGGCAGCAGUCAAUGCUAUGUUGUAUCAGAGUUUUAAUACACAAUACGGAAUCGCUGGAGUUCCGACUCUUAUGCUUUUUCACAAUGGUCGCCCUGUUGCUAAGUUUAAUGGUAGUGAAUACACAUUGAAAAUGUUUGCUAUGUUCAUUAUCCAAUUUACAGGGAUGAAACCAGUUGAAAUGAUGUUUGUAUCGUCAAGCGACUUUGGAGGCCCAGUGCCGAGUAAGUUGACCAAAGAGAGGGAUUACAUACUCGGAUUGGCUUGGGCUGUCAUCCUGAUAACAUUGGCAGUUGGUAUAUCUAAAUCAAAAGGAUGGAGGGUUCUAGUCGAAGCGGUUCAAAACUCGUGGAGGGAAGCUCAAGCACAUCAUGAACACACUGAAUAAUUGUAUUUAUUAAUUGUCCAUGUUUCCUGCGGAUACUUUUUAUUUGUCUUUCUUUUAUUCAUUGUUUCCGAUGUAAAUAUGUAAAUAUACGAGCAAAUAUAAAUGAUUUUUGAUAUUC
Cimex lectularius (bed bug) is the source of this 1186-nucleotide messenger RNA. It is a transcript of the gene bug, whose product is annotated as thioredoxin domain-containing protein 15. The record is from RefSeq and is a predicted model, not a curated record. Gene Ontology annotation, cellular component: cilium. The transcript is spliced from 6 exons. The coding region runs from base 187 to 1068 and encodes 293 amino acids. Lineage: Eukaryota; Metazoa; Arthropoda; Insecta; Hemiptera; Cimicidae. Gene Ontology annotation, biological process: cilium assembly.